AAUGGCGGGUGCUUCGAAGGAAGAGCAGCUUGUUCGAAGUGUUUAUGCCGCGUUACAGGCUGCGUCUUGUCCCUUGGUGGAGGGUCUGUACCUGCAGGAGGCGGACAGCAUGCUGCAGCUGCUGUGUUCUCCCUCUCAGCACCGCACAGACAUACUGGCAUGGAUCUGCAGCAGUAUCAACCCAAACUUUGCUAAUUCCAAGGCGAUGUCGAUGAGAUCCAAGAGCCCAGAUGUUCUGACUAAAGAAAUGGCAGUGCUGGGGCAGGAGUUGAUGCUGUGUAAAGCUGAUGACCUGGACCUGAUCAGGGGUGAUGCGAAUCCUCAGCGGCAGCUUCAGUUCCUGGAGCAGCUUUUGUCUGUAGUUCCUGGCUGUGAGAAGUCCGCGGGGCUCCGAGUGGAUCCAGAGAUGCUGCUGAACGAACUGUACGCUGCUGAGAACCUGCCGCACUUCACACACAUGCUCAAACCCGCGCUCGACCCCUGGCCUGCUCACAUCAAGGCUUUACGAAAGGGCACUAAGGCAUCCUCUAAGCCGAGCAGAGAAGACGCAGCUGAUGUUGUCAGCGCUCUGCAGCGGACUCAGUCAGCACUGGAGCAGCUGCAGUCACAGUGCGAAUUCCUGAGCAGUGAGCUACAGAGUCCUGGCGUCUUCUCUCCGAGCUCACUGCGUGUGGCGGCCUGUGACCUCCAGCAGCUGAUGGCUACUUUCAGCCACGUUUAUGAAACAGACCUGAGAGCGUACUGCAGCAGAGAUCCCCCCAGCUUCAGCACGGAGACCGACAUCUUCCAGAGGAUACACCAACUCCUGCUAGCCUUCACCAUGGAGCUGGAAAUGCUGAAGGAAGUAUCUGAAGCUUCUGUAUCCAUGAAUGAGGAUGUAAACCACCUCCAAACAAAGCCUCGCUACCAGAGCCGAGGAGAGAAGCACAAUUUACCCGACCAAUUGGAGGAACUCACAAGGCGAUUUAAAGAUUUUUCCUCCCUGCUUCAUCCCUGACACUUUAAGCCACACACACACACACACACACACACACACACACACACA
Molecule: messenger RNA, 1045 nt
Organism: Plectropomus leopardus (leopard coralgrouper)
Lineage: Eukaryota; Metazoa; Chordata; Actinopteri; Perciformes; Serranidae
Gene: haus7
Product: HAUS augmin-like complex, subunit 7
Biological process (GO): microtubule organizing center organization; spindle assembly
Cellular component (GO): HAUS complex
Molecular function (GO): microtubule minus-end binding
Source: RefSeq, a predicted model, not a curated record